This is a messenger RNA of Metopolophium dirhodum (rose-grain aphid), 2663 nucleotides long. RefSeq names its product FK506-binding protein 59-like. Gene Ontology annotation, molecular function: peptidyl-prolyl cis-trans isomerase activity; protein binding. The record is from RefSeq and is a predicted model, not a curated record. The transcript has 7 exons. NCBI's taxonomy places the organism in Eukaryota, Metazoa, Arthropoda, Insecta, Hemiptera, Aphididae. The coding region runs from base 843 to 2177 and encodes 444 amino acids.
UAAUAAUUAUAGCUGGUAAAUUAUUUCAAUUAUAUUUGAUCAUAAUAUAACUGAAUACUGGAUAAUAUUGGAAAUUAGAAUAGAUAGUCUGAUGGUAUACGAUUCUAUCUAUUACGAAUUUAACUAAUUUAAGUUCAAUUUAUUCGUUGCUUAUAAUUUUCAAUUCUGCAUUAGUCCAAUUUUUUGUUAUUCUUAACUAUCAAUUAAAUUUUACAUCUAAUACAAAUUUAAAUUAUCGUAUUAAAAACUUCUGCAAUUAAAAUAAUAAUAACACUACAAGCAAAUGGACUUCAUCAUUGUUAUGCUCUAAUUUCACCGUGUACAUUAUUUAAUAGACUUGUGUAAAGUUUCAGAUCAGGUGAAGUGAACAUUUUCAUCAACCUCUAGGAAGAACUUUGAAUUAUUUGUCAGGGACAAACAGCCUACAGAUUUAAUAUUUUUAAAAUUAAUUUAUAUUUUACUCAAACCUACAAUAAGCUAUAACUUAAAAUAUAAGUUAUACGACUGAUGUAAAAAAUUAUAAUUAAAUAUUUAUUUUCUCCAUGUAACAAAAUAAUUUUGAUUACAUUAAAAUGUAUAAAAAUCUACCUCAGUCUUAAAACAUAUUACUAAUUACUUAUUACUGAUUUGGUACAGUUAGUACAAACAUUAAAUUGUAUUAUCUCCAUUACUUAUCCCAAUACUUACAAUUCUAUCAAUUUCAUUUCCAAAGCUCGUUCAUUUACUAAAUGAAAGCAUACUCUGCUGCACCCUUACGCACGCAAUUGUUACAUGCUUACUGCUUACAAUAAUUAUUUAACAUCUUUAUUAAAAUUAAAUCGGUAAAUAAGCAUUGCUCAAAAAUGGACAUCACGCAUAAUUUAGACGGUGGAGUUUUGAAAGAGGUACUAAUACAUGGCAAUGGAACGGAUAAGCCACAUAAAGGGUGUAAGGCUUAUGUUCAUUACACUGGUUCACUUUCUGAUGGUACUGUUUUCGACAAAACUAAUGAUGAACCAUUUCAGUUUACAAUAGGAAAAGAUAUGACUAUAAAAGGUUUUGACUUGGCUGUGUCUUCAAUGACUUGUGAUGAAAGAUCAACAUUUAAAUGCCAUCCAGAUUAUGGUUAUGGGAUAGAUGGUUUUGAACAAAUCAUCCCCCCUAACACGUGGCUUACAUUUGAAAUACACUUACUCAAAUGGACAUGGGAAGAUAUCAGUCGCCGGAAAGAUAAAAGUAUUACAAGACAAAUAUUAGAAUAUGGAGUGGACCAUGCUACACCUAGUAGUGUUUCGUUAGUUAAUAUUCAUUUAGAAAAAGAAAAAAAUGGUAGUGUUGUUGAAGAAAGAGAUAUAGAGUUUAGAUUAGGAGAAGGCAAAGACUUUGAUGUUUGUCCUGGUAUAGAGAUAGCAUUAACUAAAUUUAAGACAAAAGAGAAAUCAAGAUUGUUUAUUCAUGGAAAACAUACAUUUUUGGAAUAUGGAGAAGAUGAUUUCAAUGAAGUGUAUGUCAUCAAACUUAACUUUUUUGAAAAGUUCGAAGAAAGUUGGUCACUGACAACAGAAGAUCGUAUAAAACAAGCAAUAUUUUUCAAACAAAAAGGAACAGAUUACUUUAAAAUGAAUAAUUAUAAACUAGCACUUAAAUUCUAUAAGAAAGUGGUGGACUAUUUGAAAGUGGAUGUCUCAAGCAAUGAAAGUCAAAUGAAAGAAAUCAAAUUUCUUUCAGUUACAUCCUAUUUGAAUUCUGCUUUAUGUAAUUUAAAAUCACAUAGACAUACUCAAGCAAAAAAUGAUUGCGAGAAUGCAUUAAACCUUGAACCAACAAAUGUCAAAGCAAUGUUUAGAAAAGGGGAGGCUUUAGUUGGUUUACAUGAAUUAAUAGCUGCAAAAGAAAGUUUUGAAGCUGUUUUACAACAAGAACCAAACAAUAGUGCAGCUUUGACAAAAAUAACUGAAUGUGAUAAAAAACUUAAAUCACAAAAAAAAAUAGAAAAAUCUGUUUAUUCAAAUAUGUUUGAGAAAUUUGCUAAGAGAGAUACUGAAAAAGAAGAAGAAUUUCUAAGUCAACAACCUGAUGUUAUGAACACACUUGGAGAAUGGGGAGAUGAUGAACGGGAACGAGCUCCUACUGAAUUUGAGAAAGAAAAUCCUAAUAUAUUGAUGUUAAACACAACUGGCUAUUUCAAAAAUAUGUAAAAUAUUAACUCUAUGAUAAAAUGUUAGUUUUGAUUGUUAGGAUUUAAUAGAUAAAACACAGAAGAUAGAAAUAAGACAAUAUUGUAUAACUAAUGUAAUUGUUCAAAGUUACAAUUUUUAUGUUAGUUAAAUGUAUUUCAUAUUUUUGUUUGUUAGUUAAAUGAUUCAUAUUUCAUACUUUUUAUGAUUUUCAAAACAAUAAUAAUUUUACAGUAAAAAAAAUUCAUAGUAUAAUAUUUAAAAACAAUUUUUUCUUGGUAGCUUCACUUUGUAUUCGAAAGCAAUAUAUUUUGUUAGGCGUAUCAAUUAACUUGUUAAAUUGUUUUCAUUUUCAUUCAGUAACCAAUGCCAAAAGAAUUAGAAUACGGUGAAUGUUUAAUUCCAAACGAAUGUGCUUGGGACAAAUCGACUUGAACCUGAAAUAAUAAGAUAAUACUGUUGUAAAUAAUUGUACAUAAAUAUAAGUAUAUCCAAAUGUUUACUGUU